CAACCCCUCUCUUGAUAUUGUUCAAACUUAUUAAAUAUCAAAAAUUAAAUAAUUAUAUAUUAAAUAGUUUAAUUUUAUCAUUUGUUCUCAAAUUUAAGUAUUGGGCUAUUAUAUCCCUAAUAUAACUAAACAUAACUAGUUUUAAAAUCGUUAUAAAUUUUAUUGUUAAUUCAUCAUCUUGAUUUUAAUCCAGUAUAUCUAUUAAGUUAUGAGAAUUUCUGGUUUGAGACAAUUAAGAAAUUUUAGUAUUUACUAUAGAAAUGAAAAAUCAGUUACAACAAAUAAAUCUACAAUUUUUGCUCUAUCCUCAGGUUUUGGAAAAUGUGGUGUUGCGGUAAUUCGAGUAUCUGGACCAGAUGUAAAAAAAGCUUUGACAGAAAUUGGUGGAUUCAAACAAUUACCCACUCCUAGAAAGGCGAUGUUAAAAAAACUUUCUGAUCCUGUUACAAAAGAAGUGUUGGAUCAAGGCUUAGUGGUAUGGUUUCCAGGCCCCAAUAGUUUUACUGGUGAAGAUUCGUGUGAAUUUCAAGUACAUGGAGGAAGUGCUGUGAUUUCUGCUGUUCUUCAAGCUCUCAGAAAGCUGGAUAAUUUUUGUCCUGCUGAACCAGGAGAAUUUACGAAAAGAGCAUUUUAUUCUGGGAAAAUGGAUUUGACAUCUGUUGAAGGAUUGUCAGCCUUGAUUGAUUCAGAAACAGAAAUCCAAAGGAAGCAAGCUCUUCACCAGAUGGAAGGUGCUCUAUAUAGUUUAUAUAAUGGAUGGUCUGACAAACUUAUAAAAAGCUUGGCACACCUUGAAGCUUAUAUUGACUUUGAUGAAGAUCAAGAUAUUGAUAAAGAUGUCAUUGAGAAUAUAAACUCUAAUAUUACUUCUUUGAUAGUUGAUAUUAAGAAGCAUCUUGAAGAUGGAAGAAGGGGUGAAAGAAUCAGGAAAGGUGUUCAGAUGACUAUAUUAGGUGCCCCAAAUUCAGGAAAAAGUAGUCUUAUGAAUAUUUUGUGCAAGAGACCUGCUGCCAUUGUAAGCUCUAUUCCUGGGACAACUAGAGAUUUAGUGGAAACUCAUUUAGAUAUAAAUGGCUAUCCAGUAAACGUAACGGACACAGCUGGGCUCCGAGUGGAUCCUGCAGAUCAGGUAGAAGCCGAAGGAAUUUCAAGAGCUAUUUCGUCUGCAAUGAGCUCUGAUUUCAUUCUUUUUAUCUUUGAUGUUGUUAAGUUUGUUGAAUGGACUAAAGAAAAUGGGUACAAUUUAGAUUCCUUAGAAGCGCUUCAAAAAUAUGUGCAGUGCAAUGAAUUGGGCAUACAGGAACAAAUACAACAGUGCCAAGAUUUAUGGAAUUAUAUCUUUAAUAAUGAGAAUUGUUAUUCAAAUGGAAAAACUCAAGGUUUAAUACUGUUUAAUAAGAUGGAUUUACUAUCAAGUGAAGACAAUUUAAGUUUUCUUAAACAAAAUGAUUGCUAUAACUUCAUUUCUGGAAUCUCAUGUAAAACAGAAGAAGGUAUCGCAGAACUAAUCGAAAGGAUGACGAAUAAGUUGGAAACAUUAUGCGGAAAGUCAGCAAGUAUUCAAAACAAUCCUAGUUAUAGCAGUUCUCGUCAAAGGCAUUGCUUAGAAGAAUGCCUGACAUCACUUCAACAGUUCUCCAAAUUAAGCGUUGAAGGAUUUCAAGUUGAUCUGACAGCAGAAACCUUAAGAAGAGCAAUUGAUAGUUUAGGACGCCUGACUGGGCGAAUUUCAACAGAACAAUUACUAGAUAUAAUUUUUAAAGAUUUUUGUAUCGGAAAGUGAAAAGUUUUGUAUAAAAACAUUGUGCUUGUUGAUUUUUUAAUAACUAUUUAUUUAUAUAUUGCUGUAAUUAUUUUUUUUUUCUUUUUCAUGCAGAACAACCAGUACCUUCCCAAACUUAAUUCGUUUAUAUUUACUAAAAUCUGAUUUUCCUCUUCUUACCUUUUGCAUAUAGGUCCAAUUGAAUAAAUAAUUACUCUCAAUUUGAAGAUUCUUCUAUAUUAUAGUAGAUUCCCGCUUAUCCAUCCUGGUCGGGACAGUUGCAUUGGCAGUUAAUACCUAGAGUAUGAAAUAAAAAAAACUAUUUUAAUUUCUAUAGUGUGUGAAAAUCAAAAU
This is a messenger RNA of Nezara viridula (southern green stink bug), 2116 nucleotides long. Lineage: Eukaryota; Metazoa; Arthropoda; Insecta; Hemiptera; Pentatomidae. The record is from the annotation of a GenBank genome assembly.